Molecule: messenger RNA, 2145 nt
Organism: Crotalus tigris (Tiger rattlesnake)
Lineage: Eukaryota; Metazoa; Chordata; Lepidosauria; Squamata; Viperidae
Gene: ARX
Product: aristaless related homeobox
Exons: 5
Coding region: 115-1608 (497 amino acids)
Biological process (GO): regulation of transcription by RNA polymerase II
Molecular function (GO): DNA-binding transcription factor activity, RNA polymerase II-specific; RNA polymerase II transcription regulatory region sequence-specific DNA binding
Source: RefSeq, a predicted model, not a curated record
UCCUGGGCAGGAAGAGGGGCGAGCCUCAGCUGCUGCUUAGUGGGGGGAGGGGUACCAGCCCCGGCCAAACUUCAACCCCCGCACGGCCCGGGAGAGUACAAGCAAGCCAAAGCCAUGAGCAGCCAAUACCAAGAGGAGAGCUGCUCCGAGAGGCCCGAAUGCAAAAGUAAAUCGCCAACUUUGCUCUCCUCCUAUUGCAUCGACAGCAUCCUGGGCAGGAGGAGCCCUUGCAAGAUGCGGCUGCUAGGAGCAGCUCCUAAUCUGCCGCCUCAGGCCAACCGGACGGAGCCGGACAAGGCCGGGCAAGGACCAGGCAAGGGCAGCCCGCCCGGGUUCGAGACGGGCGAGCUGCAUCUGCCGCCCAAGCUGCGCCGCCUCUAUGGGCCUGGUGGGGGCCGACUGUUGGCGCGGGCCGAGGCAACCGCCUCGUCGUGGGACUCCCUCAAGAUCAGCCAGGCGCCACAGGUCAGCAUCAGUCGAAACAAGUCCUACCGGGAGAACGCGCCCUUCGCGCGGAUCGCUCCUACCCUCGACGACUUGGGCAGUCCUGGAGGUGGCGGCGCCCCCGACGGCCGGUCGGGCCGAGGGGAGGAACUGCUGGAGGAGGACGAGGACGAGGAGGAGGAAGAGGAAGAGGAGGCCGAGGAGCUGGACGAGGAGCUGGACGAGGAGGACGAACUGCUGACAGAGGCCAAAGACGCCCGACGGAGCUCGGGGCCCGCGGGUGGGACUGGCGUGGGGCCUGCGGCGAUGGGAAGCGAAGGUGCCGGCGGCUCGCCCAAGGAGGAGCUGCUGCUCCCUGCCGACGAGCUGGCCGACGGCAAGGAUGGCGAGGACAGCGUGUGUCUGUCGGCGGGCAGUGAUUCCGAGGAGGGGCUGCUCAAGAGGAAGCAACGCCGUUACCGCACCACCUUCACCAGCUACCAGCUGGAGGAGCUCGAGAGGGCCUUCCAGAAGACCCACUACCCCGACGUCUUCACCAGGGAAGAGCUGGCGAUGCGUCUGGAUCUGACUGAAGCCAGAGUGCAGGUCUGGUUCCAGAACCGGAGAGCCAAAUGGCGGAAGAGGGAAAAGGCCGGCGCUCAGAGCCACCCACCCGGCCUGCCUUUCCCUGGCCCGCUGUCGGCAUCUCAUCCGCUCAGUCCCUACCUUGAUGCUAGUCCUUUCCCUCCUCAUCACCCAGCUCUCGACUCCGCCUGGACGGCCGCCGCCGCCGCCGCCGCUGCCGCCGCCGCCUUUCCCAGCCUCCCGCCUCCACCGCCGGGCUCUGCAGCCUUGCCCCCCAGCAGCACCCCGCUAGGCCUCAGCACUUUCCUGGGAGCGGCUGUAUUUCGGCACCCGGCCUUCAUCAGCCCGGCUUUUGGCAGGCUCUUUUCCACCAUGGCCCCGCUGACUAGUGCUUCCACUGCGGCUGCCCUGCUGCGACAGCCAGCCCCCGCCGUGGACAACGCCGUGCAAUCGAGCGGCCUCUCUGACCCGGCCUCCGCGGCAGCGGACCGGCGCGCCUCCAGCAUUGCGGCGCUGCGCCUGAAAGCCAAGGAGCACGCGGCGCAGCUCACGCAACUCAACAUCCUCCCCGGGAACAGCGCGGGCAAAGAGGUGUGCUAAGCCGCUCCCGGGGGGUUGGUGGGCGAAUCGGCCGAGGCAGGAAUCCAAGACCAAAACGGGAGGGAAGCCAGCGGACACACGCUUUCUGGAGGGGAACGGGCGGCGGGGAGGCGCCACUUCUGCGGCUUCCCUUGGGCCAAUCCGCAGGAGCCCACUCGUCCUCGGCCGGCAGUUUUUUCCUUGCUACAUCGGCCACUUGGUCAGCAAAGCACCUGCCCGAGUUGCGGGAGGCUGGAGAGAAGACCGGGAGGUCGGUGAGGUUGCUAAAAAAACGAAGGGCCGCGGAGGCCAAGCUGCGCUCUUCGCCUGGGCUGUUGUCACCGGCCCGGGAAAGGACCGUCAACCGCAGAUGCUUGCUGACAGGGCCAAGGCAUGGUCAAAGCCAAGUAGAGCACUUGGGGAGGGGCGGGUUCACCGAUCACAUCAACCAAGGGUUUUAUAGCAAACCAAAGGGAAAUAUAACGCUAGCAUAUGGACUGUUUAAAAGUCACUAUACUGUGAUGCUCGAUACUGUACAUACCAUUGUUAUUAAAAAAA